Messenger RNA from Lytechinus pictus (painted urchin), 1716 nucleotides. RefSeq lists its product as uncharacterized. Bases 1 to 1716 code for a protein of 571 amino acids. The record is from RefSeq and is a predicted model, not a curated record. The transcript has a single exon. Lineage: Eukaryota; Metazoa; Echinodermata; Echinoidea; Temnopleuroida; Toxopneustidae.
AUGGCGCCAUGGAAAGCUGCCGGUCCAGACGGUGUGCAAGCUUUCUGGGUUAAAAGGUUCACAAAUCUUUAUGAAAGGCUGAGCAUGCAAAUGAACGAGAUUGUCGUGAAUGGUAACCCCCAUGAUUGGAUGACAAAAGGAAGAACGGUUCUCAUCCCAAAGGAUCCUACCAAAGGCAACAUUCCGUCAAGCUACCGUCCAAUUACCUGCUUGCCGAUUCUCUGGAAGUUACUGACUGGCAUAAUAUCAGAAGAAAUACAUCAACACCUGGACGAUCAAGACAUACUACCAUGGGAACAGAAGGGAUGUAGAAAAGGAAGUAGAGGAACAAAAGAACAACUAUGCAUCGACAAAGGAAUUAUGAAAGACAGCAAGAAAAGAAAAACGAACCUCGCAAUGGCAUGGAUUGACUACAAGAAAGCAUACGACAUGGUUCCGCACUCUUGGAUCAUCGAGUCUAUGGAAAUGUUAGGGGUAGCAGACAAUAUCAGAAGGUUCCUCAUUACAAGUAUGACGAGAUGGAGAACUAAGUUGGAAAGUAAUGGUGAAGUGCUUGGAGAGGUUGGUAUCAAGAGUGGAAUCUUUCAUGGAGAUAGUCUAUCUCCAUUGCUGUUUGUGAUGGCAAUGACACUAUUAACUAAGGUACUCAGAAGAUCCAGGCUAGGAUAUGAGUUCAAGAGCAAGGCAAAAAUCAACCAUCUAUUAUACAUGGACGAUUUGAAGCUGUUUGGUAAGACACAAAGUGACUUGGAGUCUCUCAUCAACACUUUGCGGAUCUUCAGCGAAGACAUCGGUAUGCAGUUUGGGUUGGAUAAAUGUGCAAUGAUUACUCUCAUGAAAGGUAAGCCAGCCAAUGACAACAACUUCCAGAUGCCGAACGGAGAAGAGAUCAGAUCAAUCGAAGGCGGUGGUAGCUAUAAAUAUCUCGGAAUAUUAGAGGCAGAUCAGUUGAAACAUCAAAAAAUGAAGAAGAAGAUUGAGGCAGAGUAUAUCAGGAGAAUUCGGAAGGUGCUCAAAUCCAAACUAAAUGCUGGAAACAUGGUGAAGGCUGUUAACACUUGGGCAGUAGCCCUAGUGAGAUAUGCUGCUGGCAUAGUUGAAUGGAACAAGCUUGAACUCGAAACCCUGGACAGGAAGACAAGGAAGUUGCUAACUAUGCAUGGGAUGUUUCACCCAAAGUCUGAUGUAGAUAGACUUUAUGUGUCAAGAGAGAAGGGAGGACGUGGUCUGGCUGGAAUAGAGGAGACUGUAAGAUAUGAGGAACAAAGCCUAUACUGCUAUAUUGAAGGCCAGAUGGAUAGCAUCAUGACGGCAGUCAAAGAGUCGAUGAGGAAAGGAAAGGAUGUGACAGCGAAACAGCUGAAGGCUGAUCAAAGGAAAAUGAGACUGGAAGGAUGGAAAGAGAAGGUGAUGCACGGGCAGCAUUUAAGACAGACAGAGGAGUUUGCUGGCCCAGAGAGUUGGCAGUGGCUGAAACGAGGAAGUUUAAAUAAGGAGACGGAAAGUAUGCUAGUUGCUGCUCAGGACCAAGCAAUUAGAACAAAUUACCGAAGAGCCAAAGUUGAAAAGGAGCAUACAUCUCCCUCAUGUAGAAUGUGUCAUGACAAAGACGAAACGGUGUCUCAUCUGGUGAGUGAAUGCAGCAAAAUGACACAGACAGAGUACAAAGUAAGGCACGACAGAGUAGCAGCUCCAGUUCAUUGCAUUGGGGUCUAG